Messenger RNA from Salvelinus sp. IW2-2015, 724 nucleotides. Its product is annotated as lysozyme C II. The record is from RefSeq and is a predicted model, not a curated record. Gene Ontology annotation, biological process: defense response to Gram-positive bacterium; defense response to Gram-negative bacterium. Gene Ontology annotation, molecular function: lysozyme activity. Lineage: Eukaryota; Metazoa; Chordata; Actinopteri; Salmoniformes; Salmonidae.
UUAUAAGGAAGCUGCAGUUUACUUGUUCACACUUUUAGAGACACAGGCCUUCUUUUCAUCCAAUCCAUUAGACCUUGCUGUCUGUCUGUUCAGAAUGAGAGCUCUUGUUGUUCUCCUGCUUGUGGCUGUGGCCAGUGCUAAGGUGUAUGACAGAUGUGAGCUGGCCAGAGCGCUGAAGGCAUCCGGAAUGGAUGGCUACGCUGGAAACAGCCUCCCCAACUGGGUGUGCCUGUCUAAAUGGGAGUCGAGCUACAAUACCCAGGCCACCAACCGCAACACCGACGGCUCCACCGACUAUGGCAUCUUCCAGAUCAACAGCCGCUACUGGUGUGACGACGGACGUACCCCGGGGGCUAAGAACGUCUGUGGUAUCCGCUGCAACCAGCUGCUAACUGAUGACAUCACAGUGGCGAUCCGUUGUGCCAAGCGUGUGGUGUUGGACCCGAACGGAAUCGGGGCAUGGGUGGCUUGGCGCCUUCACUGUCAGAAUCAGGACCUGAGGUCCUACGUGGCUGGCUGCGGGGUCUAAGACCAUACUGGAGCAGCUGAACACUUCUCAACCCAUUCUGAAGCAGACUUAACUCAUAGGAUGAAUCCAUUCUGUACUAUCCAUCAGCAUCUGCAGCUUUAACUAGUAAACUUUCACAUAUUGAUACAUUUUAGAUUUAAGCAAUAAGGGCCUAGGGGGUGUGGUAUAUUGMCAAUAUACCACAACCCCCCCGAG